CUUUCUCUCCCUCUUCUCCUCUAUCUCUCUCUCUCUCUCUCUCUCUCUCUCUCUCUCUCUCUCUCUCUUGUGCAGAAUGAGAAAACCUUGCUGUGAAAAAGAAGGCACAAACAAAGGAGCUUGGUCUAAACAAGAAGACCAAAAACUCAUUGAUUACAUUAAGACUCAUGGGGAAGGCUGCUGGCGAUCUCUCCCCAAGGCUGCAGGGUUGCACAGGUGUGGCAAAAGUUGCAGGCUAAGAUGGAUAAACUAUUUAAGGCCAGACAUCAAACGUGGUAACUUUGAGCAAGAUGAAGAAGACCUCAUCAUCAAACUACAUGCCCUCCUUGGCAACCGGUGGUCGCUGAUUGCUGGAAGGCUGCCCGGUAGGACGGACAAUGAGGUUAAGAACUAUUGGAAUUCUCACAUCCGGAAGAAGCUAAUAAAAAUGGGUAUUGAUCCAAAUAACCAUAGGCUAAACCAGAUUAUUCCUCGUCCAAAUCCGCAAAACGAUUGCGUUUCACCUGCUGCAACAUCAUCUGGGUCAAUGAGCAAUAUUAAUGCAUGUACUAAAAUACCAUUGAAAUCCUCAGAUGAUCAAAUUGAUCAUAAGGCCUCGGAAGCUGCGAGUAUUCUUGAAGAUGAAACAUCUGGUCCAUCACCUCGUGACUUGAAUCUUGAUCUCACCAUUGCAUUUCCUGAACCUUCACUUCACGUUGAGGAAGGGAUGCCAAAGCUUAUCAAGGGGUCGAACACUACUGCUAGAGAAAUCGAAACAAAACUCCAGCAUUUGCCUACCCUUGUGCUUUUCAGAUAAUACAUAUUAUAGUGUGAUCAAGGAGGUAUAUAUAAUUACUCUCUGGCAAGGUAGCUGAUCUUUCUGGCCGGGAAAAAAUGAGGAAUGAUUGUCUGGUUGCGGAUCAAGAGUUGUGAUUUAGUAUUGACAAAGAGCUAGCCAGAUUAUUGACUAAUUUAUAACAUGGAGGUAAAGAAGGACCAAACACUUCAUGUAGCUGCUAGAAUUCCUCUGUAUAAUGUAGAUAGAUAAAUUCUUGGAUGUAGCAUAUUCAAUAAGUUGGAGACGAUCAAGUACUGCAAAUUAAUCUCUAAGUCAAUAAAAUGAUGAAUGAGACAGGUGCACAACAAUCAUCAAUCGUGAUUGUAAUUUUAUCCUGGAAGGCGAAAAAAUUGACUUCAGAUGACUAGCUAGGGGAGUACAUAUGAUCAUAUGUUAUGUUUAUAGUAGUAUAGCUAUCUAUCAAGUUAUGAACAAUUGAACAUACAUAUUUUUGUUGCUCAA
Molecule: messenger RNA, 1279 nt
Organism: Pyrus x bretschneideri (Chinese white pear)
Lineage: Eukaryota; Viridiplantae; Streptophyta; Magnoliopsida; Rosales; Rosaceae
Product: transcription factor MYB8
Exons: 3
Coding region: 77-796 (239 amino acids)
Source: RefSeq, a predicted model, not a curated record